ACACUACGCUCCUCUUUCCUCCCCUAGCCGCCGCCAACCCUCUCUUCUCCAAGCCCCUCCCUCUUCCCCAGAUCUCCGACACCAUUCGCCAACGCGUCUAGGAAGAUGGUGCUCCAUAGCCUCCACCAUAUAUACCUUCCUCCGUCCGUCCCUAUCACCCUCCCAAUCAUCGGCGUAUCUCGCCGCCAAAACAAUUUAUGGAGACUACGACGGUGCGUUGCUCACUGUCCAAGCCCUACUCAUCGGGUACUCCCGAGUCCCGACGGCUAGGCCUACCGACGGCCUCCUCCAGCUCCAACCCUGUGCGCGGCGACGACCUACUCCGGCGAGAGCGCACAUCACUCCCGCCUCUCCAAAUCCGGCCCCGAAUCCCAAGGUAAUUACGGCCGUGCCAUGGGCCAGCUUAGGAUCAGCCCGAGCAACAUCCUAGUAAUCACAGGGGAGUGCCACUGGUGAGGACCACGCCCUACCGAGACCAGGGACGGAGGGCAUUCUGGGAAAUGGCAAAUCCUUGGGGUUCCAAGCCGCUGCUGCUGGCUGCUGCCUGCUGCCUGCUCUCUCUUCUUUCCUUUUCUCGCCGUCAGAUUUCUCUCCCAUAGAAAGAACUCAUCUUUUUCCGUGCGGCGCUCUUCCUCGCCGGUAUAAAACUGGUCCAUCUGUAAAGGUCAGAGAGCGCGAGGAACAGGCGGAGUCACCGGGAGGGGAGUGUGCGCCCGCCCGCGUGAGUGAUCGGGGUGAAACGGCAGGGAGGAAGGGGACAAGGAGGAGGAAGAGGAGGAGGAGGAGGGCUCGUGUAUAUAAAUUGCCGCUCCGAUGCGAGGCUCCUCCUCACUCGAGGCCAUCGCGGUUGCUGCUCGGGACGUCGCUCCGUCGCCCAGCCCCUCCAAACCCAACCCCGCCGCAAUGGACAUGUUCAGGUACCAGAGGAUCAACCCGGAAUCCGUGCCAGUCCCCAAUGGCGGCGGCAGCGGUAGCGGCAGCGGAUCGACCAGGAAGCCAGCGCCGUCAUCCACGUCGAGCAAGGACGAGCGCGGCGGCGCCCCGGCCGUGGACGCCGACACCUCGCGCCUCGCGUCCUGCCUCGCCCGCGCCUCGCUGGAGCAGCCCAGGCCACGAGGGCGUCCGGCGUCCUCGUCCGCUGCCAUCGUGAGCCACCACCAGCUCUACAGCGCCUCCCAGGGACCCAACCUCGGCGGCGGGCAGUACAACUUCGCCGCCCAGGCCUCCCGGGCAUCCAACAGUCUCGGCGGCGCGGUCUACAGCUUCGCCGCCCAAGCUUCCCGGGCAUCCAACAGCCUCGGCGACGGGCUCUACAACCUCGCCGCCCAUGCCACCCAGGGACCCGACCUCGGCGGUGGCAGCAGCAGCGGCGGCAUUGGCAUCGGCAUCGACCCCGCGCCGCUCAAGUGGGGCCGCAAGAAGCGCUCGCGCGCCCGCCGCGAGCCGCACGCCCACGCGCCCGCUCCCGCACCGGCGCCCACCCCCGCCCCCGCCCCCGCGCCCGAGCCCGAGCAGACCUCCGCUCAGGCGGCGCGUCGCCGGGCCACCAUCAGGAUCAAGAACCGCCCGGCGGCGCAAGCCCAGGCGGAGGCGGAGAAGCUGAUGCCGCCGCCGAGCGCCCGUGGCCCCAUCAUCCGCGACACCUCGCCCCUGACUCCCCGCGCCGCCACCCUCUGGCCGCUGGCUCCUCGCUCCGCCACCCUCUCGCAGCACAGAUCAUCCGGCGAGGGUGCUCACGCCGCUGCCGGCGGCGAGCAGCAGCAGCAGCCAGCGGCCAAGUGGGAGCCGAAGCAGCAGCGUCAGGCGUCCGACAAGGCGCUUCACGGCGUUAGCGGCGAGCAGGUGCAGCAGCCAGCGCAAAAGGUUCAUGAGACUAAGCCGCAGCGGCAGGCGUCGGACAAGGCGCCCCACAACACCGCCGAGCAGGAGCCGGCGACGGCGCAGAGGCAACAGCCGCAGCGUCAGGCCUCGACGAGGGCGUCGGACAAGGAGAAGGGCAAGGCGCCGAUGGUGCCGGAGACCCCCGCGGUUCCGCCGCACAUCGUGGCGAAGGCGGCGGCGGCAGCUGCUGCCGCGAGGGAGGCCAUGGCCCGGCCGGCGCUGCCGCGGGUCGUGACCCAGCUGACCCGCAAGGAGAAGGAGGAGGACUGGUUCGCCAUGACCGGCACCAAGCUGCCCCACCGCCCCCAGCGCCGCCCCAAGGCCGUCGAGCGCGACCUCCACAACUUGUUCCCGGGGCAGGGGCUGUGGGAGGUGAACAGGACCAGGUACAUGGUGCGCGAGAAGAAGUCCAAGAAGCGCCAGGGCGGCCUGCAAGCCAUGGCGGAGGAGGACGACUCCGACUGAGCUCCCAGAGGGGCGCGACUCCGACGACGACGCGGCGGGAGAAAAAAAAAUACUUUUUGCGUCGCCGAUGCGGAGGCGUAUGGACAUUCCAUGAGUGUCGGUCGAAACAGAAAAACCAAAAAAAAAGAACUCCAGCCGGCGCUCGGCUUUUCAAUUUUUUUAGGCUUUCGUUCGUGGAGUUUAUGACAGAAAAUUUGGUGGUUUAAGACGGUCGGAGCCCGCCGUCGCUGUUUCCGCGCCUCCGUGGUGGGGGUGGGGGCGACGGCGGGCUGUGCAUAGUACCAGACCUGGUUCCAGACUUGCAUAGCCUGGGGAAGAGCUUGAAAGAGGAAACAACCUUUUUUGCUCAGUUUUGUUGUCCUUGUUCCGUUCGCCGUCGUUUGCUUCCUCAUUGUUGAUUUUGCGUUGUCGCAUUUUUUGCUUUUGGGUUGGAGGUGUUGGUGCGCCUCUCCUACUCGUGUCGAUCGCCGCCAUGGAUUUCUGUUUUGCAGGAACUGUUUGUGGCUUCGCUCUGUUGGGACAAGGGUGAUUGGUGAAAAAACGCGAUGGUGAUGGCGUAUGAAUGCUGUUAGGUGUCAAAGUCUUGCUUAACUUGGUGAUGGACUUUGCUACGCCUACAGCUACAUGAUGAUUGAAAUCAAGGACUACAACAUUUGCUUUGGUUUCGGCUUACAUAUGGCUUGGAAACCAUGGUGACACUGGCGUUGUUGACCUUUGGUGGCGGUCUUAGUACAAGAAAAGGUGUAACCUGAUACACUAUAUCAGUAAACUUCCUAAGAUUGAAGGCCUCACAAUCAAUUGAGGUUUCCAAUUGGAAUUUGGUCAUCCAAUUUUAAUCGGGCUUGCGGUGGCGGCCGACGGCAGGUGAGGUGGCGGCCCUGCUUCUUGGCGGCAGGGUGGCGUGGUGGCGCGGGGUGGCCGGCGACGCGCCCCCGCCUAGAUCUGGGCCCUGCGGGCCCCAUCUGAAUUCUAGUGGGCCGGCACCCGGCGUGGUGGCGUUGUCUUCUGCGUGGUGGUGAGGAGGAGCAACUUGGACGGGGGGCGGCGUCGUCGACGGCAUGCUUGUUGCAGCGCGACGGCAGGAGCUUUACGGACGGGGGUCCCGGCCGGGCCUGUGGGCCCACAGGCCUGGUAUGCUAAUGUUAUUGCGUCUGGUCGGCUACCGUCAUUGACGGUGCAGGUUGAGCCUUUCCGCGUGCCGAUGAUGUUGUUGCUUCUAGUCCCGGCUCCUUUUCGUCGCUGUGCAGGUCGCUCCUUCCGGUGCCGUGGUGAGACGGCACGGGGGCUUCAAGAGCGUGUUGGUGCCGAGUGAAGGUCGGUUUGGUGGCAGGCUCCGGAGCGGUCGAGGUGUGGGUUGGGAUCGGAGAAAACACCUUUCGGCCCAGGCGACACCGAUGCGGUGACGUCUUUGGGUGUCGUCGAACCUUCCUGAAGGGCGUCGGAGCUACCCUUCCUCGCGCCUCGUCGCGUACCGGAGGAAACCCUUGACAGCAGUGUCGUCAUCGUCGCAUUCCUUCUUCGAGGUAUUGAUGGGUACAUGCGCUUUGCAGACUUAGAGAUUGGUGGGAGAUCCUUGGUGGGCGCAGCGAUCGUGGGUCUUUUGUGUUUUUGUCGAUCUGUCGGUGUCGGCAUUUGUUUCUCUUAUAUAUAUAUUAUUAUUUUUUUGGAUGUGACUGUGUUGUUUU
Molecule: messenger RNA, 4031 nt
Organism: Hordeum vulgare subsp. vulgare (domesticated barley)
Lineage: Eukaryota; Viridiplantae; Streptophyta; Magnoliopsida; Poales; Poaceae
Product: translation initiation factor IF-2-like
Exons: 7
Coding region: 814-2346 (510 amino acids)
Source: RefSeq, a predicted model, not a curated record